AUGCAUCUUGUAGAUUCCACAACUCCCGCAAACCCUUUAACUCGCCACUCCUUACCAAUGACAUUAAGAGCAAAAAACUAUUAUGAACGCGAAGAAACUCAUAAUUAUCAAAAUCCCAAUUACCAUCAAAAUCAUCAUCAUCAUUACAAGCAUCAAACUUAUAAUUACAAUUAUAAUCAGAAUUAUAAUCAAAACCAGAAUUACAAUCAAAAUCAGAAUUACAAUCAAAAUCAGAAUUAUAAUCUUUACCAAUUACCAUUACAACAACAACAACAGCAACAGCAACACGCUCACCGUAAUAUUCUUCACAACUCUCAUAACAACCAUCCAAUCAGUAACAACAACAGCAACAACAAUAACAAUUAUAACAAUAAUCAACGCCAACCUCUUCAAAAUCGUCAACAUCAUAAUAUCAUAAAAUCUAUAGAAAGGAGUAAUCUUAACAACAAUAAUAGAAAUAAUAUCAUCAAUGGUAGUAAUAAUGUUAUUAUAAAUCAUAAUAAUCAUAAUAAUGGUAAUAAAUCUAGUAUUAAUAAUAACAGCUUAAAAUAUUCAUUAAUGACAACUUCUUCAACCAUUGAACAAAAUAAUAAAAAUCCUUUAGAAGUUUCUAAUAGACAACAUAAUCAUCAUCGCAAAUCAGGUCAACAGAAUCGCCAGAGUAUUAAUGAUGAUCGUUAUGUGUUAGUUACCGGAGGUGCUGGUUAUAUUGGAAGCCAUACAGUGUUAGAAUUGUUGAAAGAUGGUUAUAAUGUUGUUGUUGUAGAUAAUAUGUCAAAUUCCUGUAUAGAAUCUUUGAUUCGUAUACAAAAACUUACAGGUCGAUCAAUAAAAUUUCACAAUGAAAAUAUAUUAGAUGAACAAACAUUAACUAAAAUAUUUGAAAAAUAUAAUAUUUGGGCAGUUUUACAUUUUGCUGCUUUAAAAGCUGUAGGAGAAUCCAUGAAGAUUCCUUUAGACUAUUACUGGAAUAAUGUCACAGGUUCAUUGAAUUUGUUCAGGGUGAUGGAACGUUUUGGUGUCUAUAACAUUGUAUUCUCCAGCAGUGCUACUGUUUAUGGUGAUCCAGAUAUGAUCCCGGUAAAUGAGAAAUCGAGUUUAGGGCCUGUUACAAAUCCUUAUGGUAAAACGAAAUUAUUUAUAGAAGAAGCAUUGAGGGAUAUGUGUAAUGCAAAUAAAAAAUGGAAUGCGGUAAUUUUGAGGUAUUUUAAUCCAACUGGUGCGCAUCCUUCAGGUAUAAUUGGUGAAAAUCCAAGAGGUGUACCAAAUAAUUUAAUGCCUUAUGUUAGUCAAGUAGUUCAAGGUCGUUUACCGUAUGUAAAGAUUUUUGGUAAUGAUUACGAUACUAUUGAUGGUACAGGUGUAAGGGAUUAUAUUCAUGUAUGUGAUCUAGCAACAGGUCAUGUAGCAGCUCUUCGUAAAUUAAAAAUAGGACCAGGCUGUGUUGCAUAUAAUCUUGGUACAGGUGUUGGUUACUCUGUUUUACAAAUUAUUAAUGCUAUGUCACGUGCUUGUGGUAAGGAAAUUCCAUACAAGAUUGAGGAUAGGCGUCCUGGUGACGUUGGUACAGUAACAGCAGAUGCUAGUCUAGCCAAUGUUGAAUUAGGAUGGUAUCCAAAUUAUAACCUUGAUCAAAUGUGUCAAGAUCUUUGGCGUUGGACAAAUUCAAAUCCAUCUGGUUAUCCAACUGAAAUAACUAAUGAAACCAUUAGUAUCAUAAAAGGAAUGUCAUUGUAA
Messenger RNA from Entrophospora candida, 1737 nucleotides. NCBI's taxonomy places the organism in Eukaryota, Fungi, Glomeromycota, Glomeromycetes, Entrophosporales, Entrophosporaceae. The record is from the annotation of a GenBank genome assembly.